Molecule: messenger RNA, 232 nt
Organism: Aspergillus caelatus
Lineage: Eukaryota; Fungi; Ascomycota; Eurotiomycetes; Eurotiales; Aspergillaceae
Exons: 1
Coding region: 47-229 (60 amino acids)
Source: RefSeq, a predicted model, not a curated record
CUUACCGAUUAAUGGUACUGUUGCUGCUACCUGGCUCAACAGACGAAUGAUACUCAUUAAGCACCGCCGUUUCUUCACAUGGCGACGCCAAUAUCUACGACUUAGAAUUGGAAUUACAAAGAGUCAAUUUAUGUUACAACGAGGUCCACAUACCGCUUUGAAUCGUGUUCAUACGCAUAAAUACGCAUCCACCCCUGAUGGUGAACGAACGCGAAGACGGUGGCCUUGAAUC